Molecule: messenger RNA, 1408 nt
Organism: Teleopsis dalmanni
Lineage: Eukaryota; Metazoa; Arthropoda; Insecta; Diptera; Diopsidae
Product: putative lysozyme-like protein
Exons: 2
Coding region: 91-1377 (428 amino acids)
Source: RefSeq, a predicted model, not a curated record
UCGUAAAUUUGAUUUCGAUUAAUUAACAAUUGUGAAAAAUUAUUAUAUAAAAAUUUAAUCAAGAACGGUGGUAAAAACAUAAGAUACAAAAUGGCGUGGGGAUACUGGAGUGCAACAUCGGUUGAUCGUGGGCGUUCACCACGUCGUAAUACACAAUGCACACCCUUACCCGUAAAUUUAGUGCAACAAGAUGAUGAGCCCUGCGUUGCGACAACACAAGCAAGCACAUGUCCCAACACUCCAUCAGCACCACAAUCGGCACUUUGUUAUAGUCCUUCUUGUCGAAGCCGUUGCAGCAGUCCAUGUCCAGGCAGCACAUGUCCGGAUAGCCCGUGUGGUUCGAUAACACCACCACAGCCUCCACAACCACUUACCGCAUCACAACAACACUUACAUUCAAACAAAAAUUGUCCUGCUGCACAGCAGAUUAUUGCACUCGAAGAGUAUGCAUCUCGUCGGCAAUCGUUGGAUCGUUUGGACAGUCCACAGGCGAAUCAAUUGUCGGACAUUUUGUGUCGUGGCGCAGUUGUCUCAUCCAUACAAUCAGCGAACAAUACACUCACACGUGGCGUUUCAUUGCACAGUCGAAGCGGUAGUGCACAUGGUAGUAUACACGGUGGUAGUCAUCAUGGCAGUGGUCAUGGUGGUCAUGGUAGUGCCCAUGGUUCAAUGGGUUGUUUACAAGGCAGCACUGGCCAUUUGAUAAGUGGCCAAAACGCUAGUGGUAGUGUUGGUAUGCUUCCAGGUGCAAUCAAUACAGGCGAUUACGAUGUACCACAUCCACAUCCAUAUACGCAUCACUACAUGCAAAUAAAUGCAUCCACAACGCCGCCACAUUCCACAAUAAGUUUAAUUGGCUCAAGACCUGGUUCUGCCGGUGCUUGCCCAGGUCAUGAUUCGGGUUCCGAUUCGAGUCAGGGAUGCGGUUCUAUAAUGGGUGGCGUUACUGGUAAUAGUCACGUUAGUCAUAUAGCAGCGCAUUUGGCUGGUGUAGGUGGUCAUCAUAGUGGUGGCAGCGGUUCUUUGGGACGAUGUUCAAGCCGAUGUCAUAAUACUGCUACUACCACUACUACUACAGACGAUUCGGGUGGCGGUAGCGGUGGCAGUGUUUUUGGUGGCGGCUGUGGCGGCGGAAUGGAAACUCAUCAUCGUACCAUUAGUCAUCAUGGUAGCGCGGGUAGUGGUCUUAAUGGUUGUGGCAGUGGUGGCCGUAACAGUUCAUUGGGUACUAUACAUAAUGGACAUCAUCAUCAAUAUCAUCACGAGUGUAUACAUUAUGAACGCUUACCAAUACCGGUUCCUAUUCCAACUGUGCCAACACAACAAAUGCAUUCCGAAGAGGAAAUCGAACCAGCGUAUGCUACAGGUAAGUUCUGAUAAUAUAUUUAAGUGAAUUUAAAUAUAUUUA